UAAGAACAUACGUUAACUUAGGACUUUGUAUAUUAACACGACUAAUUAAAUUUUAGAGUGUAAAAAUUACAAUAAAACUAUUUUCAGUUGGUAAAAUUUAAGGGUCGUUUCGAUGUGGAUUAACCGAACCGGACGAGACAGUAUGUUUAGAUUUUUCCUGGAGUUGGUUGUUUAUCAACGUAAUGAGAACGUUUUAAAGGAAAUCCCAUAACGUCAACAACUUCAAAAUCAACUAGAUUAACAAAAUGUUCUAUAUUUUAUUCUUUUAUUAUAAUACCGUCAGGUGAUUAUUAUAUAGCAAGAAAAAUGGUUUAUUUAACUCGAAUUGUAGGUUAUGCUAAAAAGGCACACUUCAAGCCUCAAAGAAAAUAUCUACAAAGUGGAUUCCUUGAUUUGCUUCGAUUUCAUGUGAGAGGUGGUACUGGAGGUUCUGGUUUAUCUAAGUAUGGUGGAAUAGGUGGAAGAGGAGGUGAUGUUAUUGUUAGAGCAAAAGAAGGUAUUACUUUGAGAGAUUUAUCAAAGUAUGUACAAAACAAGGAACUAGUUGCUGGGACUGGAUUUGAUAGUACAAAGAAAGGAAUUUUGGGAAUUGCUGGAGAGGAUAUAAUAAUCAAUGUUCCAUCUGGUGUAAUUGUAUAUAAUGAACAGACUAAAACUGUCAUUGGUGAAGUGAAUGAACCUGAUAAAACAUUAGUUGUAGCUCUUGGAGGAGUUGGUGGUUGUGCAGAAACUAAUUACAGUGGGCAAAGAGGAGAGUCUUAUCAUAUCAUUUUAGAUUUGAAGUUGAUAUCUGAUAUUGCUUUAGUUGGUUUUCCUAAUGCAGGAAAGAGUACACUAAUAAGAUCAGUAUCAAAUGCUAAACCAAAAAUUGCAGAAUAUCCUUUUACUACUGUGAGGCCACAUUUAGGAAAAAUUAUAUAUCCAGAUUUCCGUGAAAUAUUAAUAGCUGAUUUACCUGGAUUAAUUGAAGGAGCUCAUAAGAAUAUUGGAAAAGGCCAUAGUUUCUUGAAGCAUUUAGAAAGAACAAAAUUACUGUUAUUUAUAAUUGAUAUUCAAGGAUUCAGAUUGUCACCUAAACAUUGUUUGAGAAAUGCUUUAGAAACUGUCCUUCUAUUAAAUAAGGAGAUUGAAUUUUACAAACCAGAAUUACUAAGCUUACCAGCAAUUUUAUUACUUAAUAAGAUGGACACUAAAAAUGCUUCUAAAAUAUUAGAUAAUAUUAAACCAAAGUUAGAAAAUUUGGACAACUAUAGAUCAGAAUUCCCAGAUGAUAUUUGUCCAGAGCAAACUUUGAAGUUUGAAAAUAUUCUACCUGUAUCAUUGAUUAAUAAAGAUAAAGAUGAAAUGAAACUAAUCAAAGAUACCCUAAGAAUGAAUCUUGAUAAGAUACAAGAGUUAAAGGAUCUCAAAAUUGAAAAAGAAAUGCCAGAGCUCAAAUUGGUUCGAAAAUUAAAAAGACAUAUGACAUUACAUGCUCCCGUACUUGUGUGAAUGAUUUGAUGGUUUUCAUUAAAUUUUUACCAAUAAUUAAAUUAUAAUUAUUAUCAGCUAGUUGUAAAAAGUUUAUUAUAUUUUUACAGUAUGUACAGUAUGACUUGAAUAUUAAAUAGCUAUCUACCUAUAA
This is a messenger RNA of Phymastichus coffea, 1624 nucleotides long. RefSeq names its product GTP-binding protein 10 homolog. The transcript has 5 exons. The record is from RefSeq and is a predicted model, not a curated record. Bases 307 to 1491 code for a protein of 394 amino acids. Gene Ontology annotation, cellular component: mitochondrion. Gene Ontology annotation, molecular function: GTP binding; GTPase activity; magnesium ion binding. Lineage: Eukaryota; Metazoa; Arthropoda; Insecta; Hymenoptera; Eulophidae.